GCGGCGCUCUCGCGUGCCCGUGUCUCCCUCUCUCUGCCUCUGCAGAAACAGCUCCUGCCAGAACGGCGCUCGGCGCGGAGCGGCCCGGAGCGGCGGAGCCUCUUCCUGCCUCCGCGCCUCCGGAGUUGCGGGAGCUUCUUGACACAGCGGAGCCGAGCCGGGGCCUCGGGUCUGGCCUGAGCAGCGAGACUCUUCUGCCCCUCGGGCCCUCCUGGUCUGGGGUCCAUCGCUGCCCUCGCCCCUCCUCUCUGCCUCUUCUCGCGCCGCCUCCCUUGGUUGAUUUUUUCAAACGGUGAAGCCGCCAGAGGUGCGGGGCUAAAUUCUUGGAAGGGGCCCGGAUGUACUGAGGAUGCAUUACAAUUUCACUCAAGGAGGCAGUAGUGGAAAGGAGCAGUUUUUGGUGUUUGAUGCAAUAAUGGGAAUCAGGUAAUCAUCAGAAGGGAAGAAGAAACACCGCAGCUCCACAGCUUCCUUGAAUUUUGCACGAAAGCCGCCAGCCUCGGAGGAGGGAUUAAUCCAGACCCGCUGAGGGUGUUUUGACAUUUCUGCCUCUUUGUGGCUUCUUCGCUUUUUAAAACAAUUUUUGGUGGAUGGUCAAUGAAAACACGAGGAUGUACAUCCCAGAGGAAAACCACCAAGGUUCCAACUAUGGGAGCCCACGCCCAGCUCAUGCCAACAUGAAUGCCAAUGCAGCGGCAGGGCUUGCCCCCGAGCACAUCCCCACUCCAGGGGCGGCCCUGUCCUGGCAGGCAGCCAUUGAUGCGGCCCGGCAGGCUAAGUUGAUGGGAAGCGCUGGCAACGCGACCAUCUCCACAGUCAGCUCCACACAGCGGAAGCGGCAGCAGUAUGGGAAGCCCAAGAAGCAGGGCAGCACCACUGCCACACGCCCACCUCGUGCCCUGCUCUGCCUGACUCUGAAGAACCCCAUCCGGAGGGCAUGCAUCAGCAUUGUCGAAUGGAAACCAUUUGAAAUCAUUAUUUUACUGACUAUUUUUGCCAAUUGUGUGGCCUUAGCGAUCUAUAUUCCCUUUCCAGAAGAUGACUCCAACGCCACCAAUUCCAACCUGGAACGAGUGGAAUAUCUCUUUCUCAUCAUUUUUACUGUGGAAGCAUUUUUAAAAGUAAUAGCCUAUGGACUUCUCUUUCACCCUAAUGCUUACCUCCGCAACGGGUGGAAUUUACUAGAUUUUAUAAUUGUGGUUGUAGGGCUUUUUAGUGCAAUUUUAGAACAAGCAACCAAAGCUGACGGGGCAAACGCUCUAGGAGGGAAAGGGGCUGGAUUUGAUGUGAAGGCGCUGAGGGCGUUCCGCGUGCUGCGCCCCUUGCGGCUGGUGUCCGGAGUUCCAAGUCUCCAGGUGGUUCUGAAUUCCAUCAUCAAGGCCAUGGUUCCCCUGCUGCACAUCGCCCUGCUAGUGCUGUUUGUCAUCAUUAUCUAUGCUAUCAUUGGCCUGGAACUCUUCAUGGGGAAAAUGCAUAAGACCUGCUACAACCAGGAGGGCAUAGCAGAUGUUCCAGCGGAAGAUGAUCCCUCCCCUUGUGCUCUGGAGACAGGCCAUGGACGGCAGUGUCAGAAUGGCACUGUGUGCAAGCCUGGGUGGGAUGGGCCCAGGCACGGCAUCACCAACUUCGACAACUUCGCCUUCGCCAUGCUCACGGUGUUCCAGUGCAUCACCAUGGAAGGCUGGACAGACGUGCUAUACUGGGUCAAUGAUGCCGUAGGAAGGGACUGGCCCUGGAUCUAUUUUGUUACACUAAUCAUCAUAGGGUCAUUUUUUGUACUUAACUUGGUUCUCGGUGUCCUUAGCGGAGAGUUCUCCAAAGAGAGGGAGAAGGCCAAGGCUCGGGGGGAUUUCCAAAAGCUACGAGAGAAGCAACAACUGGAAGAGGACCUGAAAGGCUACCUGGACUGGAUCACACAGGCGGAAGACAUUGACCCUGAGAACGAGGACGAAGGCAUGGAUGAGGAGAAACCCCGAAACAGAGGAGCUGCAGCAGGCUUGCUUGAUCAGAAGAAAGGGAAGUUUGCUUGGUUUAGUCACUCCACAGAAACCCAUGUGAGCAUGCCCACAAGUGAGACGGAGUCUGUCAACACUGAGAACGUGGCUGGCGGUGACAUCGAGGGAGAAAACUGUGGGGCCAGGCUGGCCCACCGGAUCUCCAAGUCAAAGUUCAGUCGCUACUGGCGCCGGUGGAAUCGGUUCUGCAGAAGGAAGUGUCGUGCCGCAGUCAAGUCCAAUGUCUUCUACUGGCUCGUGAUUUUCCUGGUGUUCCUCAACACGCUCACCAUUGCCUCGGAGCAUUACAACCAGCCACACUGGCUCACAGAAGUCCAAGACACGGCCAACAAGGCGCUCCUGGCCCUGUUCACUGCGGAGAUGCUGCUGAAGAUGUACAGCCUGGGCCUGCAGGCCUACUUCGUGUCCCUCUUCAACCGCUUCGACUGCUUCAUUGUGUGCGGGGGCAUCCUGGAGACCAUCCUGGUGGAGACCAAGGUCAUGUCCCCCUUGGGCAUCUCUGUGCUGAGAUGUGUUCGGCUCCUGAGGAUAUUUAAAAUCACCAGGUACUGGAACUCCUUAAGCAACCUGGUGGCAUCCUUGCUGAACUCCGUGCGCUCCAUCGCCUCCCUGCUCCUACUGCUCUUCCUCUUCAUCAUCAUCUUCUCCCUCCUGGGGAUGCAGCUCUUUGGAGGAAAGUUCAACUUUGAUGAGAUGCAGACUCGGAGGAGCACGUUUGAUAACUUUCCCCAGUCCCUCCUCACCGUGUUUCAGAUCCUGACCGGGGAGGACUGGAAUUCGGUGAUGUAUGAUGGGAUCAUGGCUUAUGGCGGCCCCUCUUUUCCAGGGAUGUUAGUCUGUAUUUACUUCAUCAUCCUCUUCAUCUGUGGAAACUAUAUCCUACUGAAUGUGUUCUUGGCCAUUGCUGUGGACAACCUGGCUGAUGCUGAGAGCCUCACAUCUGCCCAGAAGGAGGAAGAAGAAGAGAAGGAGAGAAAGAAGCUGGCCAGGACUGCCAGCCCAGAGAAGAAACAGGAGGUGGUGGAGAAGCCAGCAGUGGAGGAGACCAAGGAGGAGAAAAUUGAGCUGAAAUCCAUUACAGCUGAUGGAGAGUCCCCGCCCACCACCAAGAUCAACAUGGAUGACCUCCAGCCCAAUGAAAAUGAGGACAAGGGUGUCUACCCCAACCCGGAAGCGACAGGAGAGGAGGAUGAGGAGGAGCCUGAGAUGCCCGUGGGCCCACGCCCACGCCCACUCUCGGAGCUGCACCUCAAGGAAAAGGCAGUGCCCAUGCCUGAAGCCAGUGCAUUUUUCAUCUUCAGCCCCAGCAACAGGUUUCGCCUCCAGUGCCACCGCAUUGUCAAUGACUCGAUCUUCACCAACCUGAUCCUCUUCUUCAUCCUGCUCAGCAGCAUUUCCCUGGCUGCGGAGGACCCGGUCCAGCACACCUCCUUCAGGAACCAUAUUCUGUAUUAUUUUGAUAUUGUUUUUACUACCAUUUUCACCAUUGAAAUUGCUCUGAAGAUGACUGCUUAUGGGGCUUUCCUGCACAAGGGCUCCUUUUGCCGGAACUACUUCAACAUCUUGGACCUGCUAGUGGUCAGCGUGUCCCUCAUCUCCUUUGGCAUCCAGUCCAGUGCAAUCAAUGUUGUAAAGAUCUUGCGAGUUCUGCGUGUACUCAGGCCCCUGAGAGCCAUCAACCGGGCCAAGGGGCUAAAGCAUGUGGUCCAGUGUGUGUUCGUGGCCAUCCGCACCAUCGGGAACAUCGUGAUUGUCACCACCCUGCUUCAGUUCAUGUUCGCCUGCAUCGGGGUCCAGCUCUUCAAGGGAAAGCUCUACACCUGUUCAGACAGUUCCAAGCAGACCGAGGCGGAAUGCAAGGGAAACUACAUCACGUACAAGGACGGGGAGGUUGACCACCCCAUCAUCCAGCCCCGCAACUGGGAGAACAGCAAGUUUGACUUUGACAAUGUCCUGGCAGCCAUGAUGGCUCUCUUCACCGUCUCCACCUUUGAGGGGUGGCCAGAGCUGCUGUACCGCUCCAUCGACUCCCACACGGAAGACAAGGGCCCCAUAUACAACUACCGCGUGGAGAUCUCCAUCUUCUUCAUCAUCUACAUCAUCAUCAUUGCCUUCUUCAUGAUGAACAUCUUCGUGGGUUUCGUCAUCGUCACCUUCCAGGAGCAGGGAGAGCAGGAAUACAAGAACUGUGAGCUGGACAAGAACCAGCGUCAGUGUGUAGAGUAUGCCCUCAAGGCCCGACCCCUGCGGAGGUACAUACCCAAGAACCAGCACCAGUACAAAGUGUGGUAUGUGGUCAACUCCACCUACUUUGAGUACCUGAUGUUCGUCCUCAUCCUGCUCAACACCAUCUGCUUGGCCAUGCAGCACUACGGUCAGAGCUGCGUGUUUAAAAUCGCCAUGAACGUCCUCAACAUGCUCUUCACUGGCCUCUUCACUGUGGAGAUGAUUCUGAAGCUCAUUGCCUUUAAACCCAAGGGUUACUUUAGUGAUCCCUGGAAUGUUUUUGACUUCCUCAUCGUAAUUGGCAGCAUAAUUGACGUCAUUCUCAGUGAAACUAAUCACUAUUUCUGUGAUGCAUGGAAUACGUUUGACGCCUUGAUUGUUGUGGGUAGCAUUGUUGAUAUAGCAAUCACCGAGGUAAACCCAGCUGAACAUACCCAAUGCUCUCCCUCUCUGAAUGCAGAGGAGAACUCCCGCAUCUCCAUCACCUUCUUCCGCCUCUUCCGGGUCAUGCGCCUGGUCAAGCUGCUGAGCCGUGGGGAGGGCAUCCGGACGCUGCUGUGGACCUUCAUCAAGUCCUUCCAGGCCCUGCCCUACGUGGCCCUUCUGAUCGUGAUGCUGUUCUUCAUCUAUGCCGUGAUCGGGAUGCAGGUGUUUGGGAAAAUUGCCUUGAAUGACACUACCGAGAUCAACCGGAACAACAACUUUCAGACCUUCCCCCAAGCUGUGCUGCUCCUCUUCAGGUGUGCCACCGGGGAGGCGUGGCAGGACAUCAUGCUGGCCUGCAUGCCAGGGAAGAAGUGCGCCCCGGAGUCUGAGCCCCACAACAGCACGGAAGGGGAGGCACCCUGUGGCAGCAGCUUCGCCGUCUUCUACUUCAUCAGCUUCUACAUGCUCUGUGCCUUCCUGAUUAUCAACCUCUUCGUAGCUGUCAUCAUGGACAACUUUGACUACCUGACAAGGGACUGGUCAAUCCUUGGUCCCCACCAUUUGGACGAAUUUAAAAGAAUAUGGGCAGAGUAUGACCCUGAAGCCAAGGGUCGUAUCAAACACCUGGAUGUGGUGACCCUGCUCCGGAGGAUUCAGCCCCCACUGGGUUUUGGGAAGCUGUGCCCUCACCGUGUGGCUUGCAAACGCCUGGUCUCCAUGAAUAUGCCUCUGAACAGUGAUGGGACGGUCAUGUUCAAUGCCACCCUAUUUGCCCUGGUCCGGACAGCCCUGAGGAUCAAAACAGAAGGGAACCUGGAACAAGCCAAUGAGGAGCUGCGGGCCAUAAUCAAGAAGAUCUGGAAGAGGACCAGCAUGAAGCUGCUGGACCAAGUGGUGCCCCCCGCGGGUGAUGAUGAGGUCACGGUCGGCAAGUUUUAUGCUACUUUCCUGAUCCAAGAGUACUUCCGGAAGUUCAAGAAGCGCAAAGAGCAGGGCCUCGUGGGCAAGCCCUCCCAGAGGAACGCCUUGUCCCUACAGGCUGGCUUGCGCACGCUGCACGACAUCGGGCCCGAGAUCCGACGGGCCAUCUCCGGAGACCUGACAGCCGAGGAGGAACUAGACAAAGCCAUGAAGGAGGCUGUGUCUGCCGCCUCUGAAGACGACAUCUUCAGGAGGGCCGGUGGCCUGUUCGGCAACCACGUCAGCUACUACCAAAGCGACAGCCGGAGCACCUUCCCCCAGACCUUCACCACUCAGCGCCCGCUGCACAUCAACAAGGCCACCAACAGCCCAGGCCACACCGAGUCCCCGUCCCAUGAGAAACUGGUGGACUCCACCUUCACUCCCAGCAGCUACUCAUCCACUGGCUCCAAUGCCAACAUCAACAACGCCAACAACACUGCCCUGGGCCGCUUUCCCCGCCCCACCCGCUACCCCAGCUCCGUAAGCGCCGUGGAGGGCCAUGGGCCCCCCUUGUCUCCCGCCAUCCGGGUGCAGGAGGCAGCGUGGAAGCUCAGCUCCAAGAGGUGCCACUCCCGGGAGAGCCAGAUAGCCAUGGUGUGUCGGGAGGAGUUUUCUCAGGACGAGACCUACGACGUGCAGAUGGGUGAUGACGCGGAGUACUGCAGUGAGCCCAGCCUGGUCUCCACAGACAAGCUCUCCUACCAGGAUGAGGAAAGCCGGCAGUUGGCACCGCCAGAGGACAGGAGGGACACCCGGCAAUCUCCAAAGAGGGGCUUCCUCCGCUCGGCCUCCCUGGGUCGGAGGGCCUCCUUCCACCUCGAAUGUCUGAAGCGACAGAAGAAUCAAGGGGGAGACAUCUCUCAGAAGACAGUCCUGCCCUUGCAUCUGGUUCAUCACCAGGCAUUGGCAGUGGCGGGCCUGAGCCCCCUCCUCCAGAGAAGCCAUUCUCCCACCACGUUCCCCCGGCCGUGUGCCACCCCCCCGGCCACGCCCAGCAGCCGAGGCUGGCCCCCGCAGCCCAUCCCCACCCUUCGGCUGGAAGGAACCGAGUCCACCGAGAAACUCAACAGCAGCUUCCCAUCCGUCCACUGCAGCUCCUGGUCGGGGGAGCCCACACCCUGCGAGGGGGGCAGCAGCGCCACGCGGAGAGCCCGGCCGGUGUCCCUCACUGUGCCCAGCCAGGCCGGGGCCUGGGGCAGGCAGUUCCACGGCAGUGCCAGCAGUCUGGUGGAAGCAGUCUUGAUUUCGGAAGGACUGGGGCAGUUUGCCCAAGAUCCCAAGUUUAUCGAGGUCACAACCCAGGAGCUGGCUGACGCCUGCGACAUGACCAUCGAGGAGAUGGAGAACGCUGCAGACAACAUCCUCAGUGGGGGCGCCCAGCAGAGCCCCAACGGCACCCUCUUACCUUUUGUUAACUGCAGGGACCAGGGGCAGGACAGAGCAGGGGGCGAGGAGCCCGGGCCCUGUGGGCCCAGCCAGGAGCCUCAGAGGAGCGAGGAGGAGCUGCAGGACAGCAGAGCCUACGUCAGCAGCCUGUAGGAGCUGGGCUGGGAGAUGAUGGGUUUUUUAUUUGUCUCAAUGUUCCUAAAGGGUUCGUUUCAGAAGUGCCUCACUGUUCUCGUGACCUGGAGUUAACGGAACAGCGUCUUCAUUCAUUUCGUUGGGACAAGACACAGAGUUGGGUGGUAUGGAGAGUCAGCUUUUUGGGGGGAAGAAAAGCAGCAACCCCAGUUUGUGUCCAAGGAGGGAGAGUGGUGAGGAGGAGGAGGAGGAGGAGGAAGGGUCAGGGAGGAGCGAGAGAAGGCCGCCUGCUCUCCUGUGGUUUUGCAAGCCCUGUGCCAGGAACCAGCCUUCACCUUGGGCACAAAAGAGACCCUCAGCUUCCUGUGGUAGCCCCCACCGAAAAGGACCUUUGUCAAACGGGUGUCUUUCAACUUUGCUUGUACAAAAAUCAUUUUGCACAUAUUGUGUACGAGCCUCACUGUCCCCAUAGAGCCAGGGCCCUGUGGAUCUGCAGAAGGAGGCAGGCAUGACUCCCACCCCCCACCCCCACCAGAGAGGGAAGAGCAGGCAGCAGGAGGCCAGGAGCUGGGAGCCAGGAGGGAGGGCGCUUGGCCAAGAAGCAGCUGCCCCACCCCCACCUCCAGCCGCCUGUUGCCGCCUGUGUCAGGAUCACCUUCCCCUCACUGGCCCCCAGCCCAGCAGCCCAGCCCGCAGCGGCCAGCCUGCAGCGGAGGCGGCGAGGGGAGCGGCGCCCGCAGGAAGGGGCAGCCAGCACUGGACAACGCGAGGAGGAGCUGGGUUCUGCUGAGUGCUCCUUUGUUCUGUGGUUUGACAUUUCUCUUGACAGCAUGUUGCAGUUUUCAUUUUGUUGUUUUGGGGUUUUUUAUUUUAUUUUCCCAGGAGGAGGGGAGGAAGAGGACUGUUUACGAAGUUCAGUAGCCACCACCUUAUUGUUUUCACUCUUGCAAAUGUAAAUCGGGUUCAGUUUGAUCCUGUUAUUAAACGGGUGUGGUUUCCUUUUCCUACAGAGGGUCCUUGCAGUCCCUGUGGGAGAGUUUUACCAGACGUUGUGUAUGCCCAGUAAUUUGUAUGGUUCCCAUAGGUAGUAAACAUGGUUUUCGAUUGGUUUUAUAAUUUAAAGGUAAUCAGCAAUGCACUUCACAGGGGCUUGCACAGAUGGGUGCCUGAGGGGUUCUCUCCCACGCUGGGUGUGUGGGUGGCCGGAAGAGAGGAAGCGUGUUCGAGAGUCUCUGAGUGUGAUCCGCAUGUAGUGGGUUGUCUGUUUGCGUGUGUCGGCCGUGUGUACGUGCGCCCACGCGGGGGCCCUGCGCCUAGUGAGUGUGCAGCGCCCCAUUUCUGGGUUAACUGGGGGGAUCUGAAUCCAGGGCCAUUUGAGAGCAAAAACAAAUCACUGUCUCUGCUUCUGAAACAGGAAUCAGUAACUUUGCAUUUUCUGUCCCACAAGAUAUGCAAAAACAAUGCAAUAAUAUUCAUUUUAAAAAUACAAUUGUGAGUCUUGUUGGCAUUAAAACUGUAUUUUAAAAAACACAGAAAUUUAAGGAAAAACUCAAGAAGGUGUUUUGCUUCUAUAUAUUCCGUGUAAUGUUUUAUUGCAUUGAUAAUGUUUCUGUUGAAGAAACCGUUAUACUUGAAUUCAGGUCAGUUUCAGUAUUUUACAAUUAUUUUUUUAAAAUUGAAUUGCAAUUGUGCCAAGCGAAUAUAAUGAAUUAAGUUUGUUUUUGAAUUCACCUCUUGUAUAUUUUGCUGCAUGUAAGUAAAUCAUUUUGUAUUUGGAGUGUGACAAGCUUUACCUUUGAACUCUUAAGUGCUUUUCUAUAUGUGGUUGGGGGAAGGGAGGCUUUUUUUUAAUUUGUACAAUGAGCAAGGGUAUCACCAGUGUAAAUCAUUAUUCUGCUACCCAC
Molecule: messenger RNA, 9055 nt
Organism: Myotis lucifugus (little brown bat)
Lineage: Eukaryota; Metazoa; Chordata; Mammalia; Chiroptera; Vespertilionidae
Gene: CACNA1C
Product: calcium voltage-gated channel subunit alpha1 C
Exons: 49
Coding region: 591-7169 (2192 amino acids)
Biological process (GO): calcium ion import across plasma membrane
Cellular component (GO): voltage-gated calcium channel complex; membrane
Molecular function (GO): high voltage-gated calcium channel activity
Source: RefSeq, a predicted model, not a curated record